AUGAAUAACAGCACAUGCAUUAAUGAAACCCAAUGGAGUUCGAGUUCAUUCCGGUUUCUGGUGUCUACUGUCGUGUACGGAUUAGUGCUGUCCGUGGGUCUGCCACUGAAUGCGGUGUCCCUGUGGAUCCUGUUGCGCCAGCACGGUCUCCGGUCACCGUGCGCCGUGCUCAUGAUCAACCUCGCCGCAGCAGACCUGCUGCUUGCGCUCUCUCUGCCGCUGCGUGUCUACUUUUACGCAACGCUCAAGUGGCCGUUCGGAGCGAGCACAUGUACCGUUGCCAUCUUGCUGUUUCGCAUCAACAUCAGGAUGAGCUGCAUUUUCAUCACUAUAAUCAGCGUGGACCGGCUGCUCGCCCUGGUCUUCCCUUUGCGCUCUCGGUCUCUGCGCACCUCCGCGUUUGCCUGCAAGUGCUGCUCGCUCGUGUGGAUCCUCAUUACCAUCCUAUGCAUCCCGGAGGGUAUAACGUUCCACAGAGCACUGAAAUCGUGCCAUUACAUGCCGUGCUUCGAGAUGCAAAUCACCAAUGUCCCAAUGACCAUCAAGAUCGGACAGGCGACAUUUCUUUUGACGCUCCUGAUGGUCAAUAUCGUCUGCACGGUCGUGGUGAUAGUUGUGCUGAGGAGGCGUCCCGGUGGAGACGCGACAAAUGUGAACAACAAAAUGAGCGUGGUGCUUAUAUUUGUCGUUAACACGUUGUUUUUUAUUGUUUUUUUCCUGCCGUUUACCUUACAAAUCUUGGCGUUUGGCAAGAAAAAUUACGAUGAGGUUUUACGCGCGUUCGUCUGCCUGGCGAGUGUCAAUUGCUGCCUUGAUCCACUCAUCUACUAUUUCUCCCUGGACUCAUUUUGGCAGGUCAAAGGCAAAAAUCAAACGAAAGCGGUUUGUUAUUCUCUCAGCAGGUCGCAGGAAAGGUUGUGACUGAUAUCAAAAAAGUUGGGUCACUCAGUGGAGGCCACACUUCACAUUUAUGCCAUUGAAUUGGAUGACAAAAUAUCAGACCAAUGUAGUAUUUAUUUGAGAGAAAGAUAGCACAAGCACAAUAUAUUUUUCAAGCGAAACAUUUAUCUAAAACAAUAUAUAGCCUACACUGUACUGUUCAAAAUGAAGGCUAACUUAAUUGGGACACUUCUUGAUUGUCAAACUUUGGCUACUCUACUAGGACACCUGCAUGAACAGAAGAAGAAUUGAGGUCAUACUUCUACCAAAAGUCCUUGGGAAUUUUGGCUCAGAAAUGUUAAGACCUGAAAGAAGAUAUUUUGUGUUAACAGAUGUCACUUAGAUUGGUAUUUUGUCAUCAAAUGGAAUAAAAUUCAAACAUUUAUGAAUGUUAGUAUAUUAUGUGUGAAUAUACUAAGCUUACCCUGCUGUUGGACCUCCGAGUCAUGUGAUUUGUUCAUCUUUUUAAUCACAAAUUACUGCAGGGUCCUGGAAAUAUUAGGCCUGUGUUUUUCAGGCCUGGAAAAGUCAUGGAUAUAAUAAACUCAAAAUGUAUGGUAAUUUAACUGCUGUAAAACAAAAAAAGGUAUGUGUCUGCACACUGAUUUAUUGCUCCAAAUUACAUUGCUGGCUUACACUUGCUUGCAACGUUUCUACCAAGUCUUCGUCAAGCAGAACCACAUGCAAAAUGAACCACAGUCAUUUAGGCAUAUGGUCGAAAUAUUUUUUGAGCAAUAUAUCAGUGUGCAGACAGUGGACACAUGCCAUUUUUUCCCUUGUUGACUGCAUUGUGUCUUGCACUUGUGCCCAAUGCAGGUUGAAUGUUAAUUUUUCUUUAAUUUCACUGCUUUAAAAAAUGUCAUGA
This is a messenger RNA of Xyrauchen texanus (razorback sucker), 1804 nucleotides long. RefSeq names its product lysophosphatidic acid receptor 5-like. Gene Ontology annotation, biological process: phospholipase C-activating G protein-coupled receptor signaling pathway; positive regulation of Rho protein signal transduction. The transcript has a single exon. The record is from RefSeq and is a predicted model, not a curated record. The coding region runs from base 1 to 921 and encodes 306 amino acids. Gene Ontology annotation, cellular component: membrane. NCBI's taxonomy places the organism in Eukaryota, Metazoa, Chordata, Actinopteri, Cypriniformes, Catostomidae. Gene Ontology annotation, molecular function: lysophosphatidic acid receptor activity.